UGCAUUUGGUGCCCCUGAUGUUUCAUGGGAGUGCAAAUGAUACCCCUCUUCUAAUUUUGUCAACGUUUGUGCCCUCCAUGAAACAAAACAGUGUAGCGUUUGCCCUUCUGUCAGUUCAACGUUAGUUUACUAACGGAGGGGCUGACGUGGAAUUUUAUUUUGCUUUUCCUAUUUGCCACGUGGAUUUUAAUUACUGAAUAACAAAAAAAAAAAAAGAGGGGCACGUGCUAGAUGGGUUACUGCUAACCCUAAAUCCCCAAUUUGGGGAUAAAUCCCCAAAUUAGAAACACAGAGGGAAAGGGACCUCAACAAAUCGCGAAAGGGAAAGGGAAAGACGAAGAAGAGGAGCGACGAAGAACACGAGCACGAGAGCUCAACAAAUCGCGAAAGGGAAAGGGAGAAGGCUAAGGGCUCGAGACGAAGAAGAGGCAUACAUGGGUGGGGAAAGCCAUUUCUCUGGAGGGAGCUCUGUUUCCAGUGGCUACGGUCGAAGGAGGAACGUUGUUUUGUGCAAGUGUGGAGAAGUUGCCCCGGUUGUGACUACUUGGACGAACGAGAACGGAAAUAUUGGUAGGCGGUUCUAUGGAUGUGGCAGGUUUAAGGAACAGAACAGGAGGCACUGUGAUUUCUUCCAGUGGUAUGAUGAGUUGGAGGGUAACCCGCGUGACAAGAAAAUAAUUGCAGGCUUGUUGCGUAGAGUAGAUGAGAUGAAGAAGAACCAAGCAAUGUUGAUCAAGUGUUGUAUGCUGGGAUGGUCUGUAGCUGUGUUCCUGUUGAUUGUAUGUGCAAUUCUAAUGGUGAAAAUGAUGAAGUAGAAUUAGGGUGAGAGGAUGAUGUAGUAGAAGUAGGAGAG
Messenger RNA from Lotus japonicus, 853 nucleotides. RefSeq lists its product as uncharacterized. The transcript has 2 exons. Lineage: Eukaryota; Viridiplantae; Streptophyta; Magnoliopsida; Fabales; Fabaceae. The record is from RefSeq and is a predicted model, not a curated record. Gene Ontology annotation, molecular function: zinc ion binding. The coding region runs from base 435 to 815 and encodes 126 amino acids.